This is a messenger RNA of Pimephales promelas (fathead minnow), 1605 nucleotides long. The record is from RefSeq and is a predicted model, not a curated record. NCBI's taxonomy places the organism in Eukaryota, Metazoa, Chordata, Actinopteri, Cypriniformes, Leuciscidae.
AUGUGCGUUUCUUUCAGCUAUUUUGUACCUGGUAGGAGCGAUAGAGGUUGGCGUGGCGUACCUGCCAUUCUUUGCUUGUCUGUCAACGCCACACCGAGCACUAGGAGGGGCUUUAGGUCUUCUAUACACACUCAUGUGGUUUUAGGUCCUAACGAGAAAUGGAUCAUUCUGUGGCCGUUCUUUCUGUGCCUGCUUUUCCUGCUGGGACGGUUUGUGUAUAUCAUUGUGAAGGCAGUAAGAAUCCACCUGCAGCUACAAGCUGAUGAGAAUGAGGAGGAUCUACAAUUCCAUCAGUUCAGAUAUGUACAGACUCUACUGAAACGCCCCUCUGAACAGCCGGAAGAAAAGAGUUGGUUCAGAAGAAAAAUGUAUGACUGGGAUCCUCACUUUAAAUUCCCUAACAGAAUGAUUGGCACAUGCAUUAUCUCUUUGAUUGGUUUGUACAUGAUGACCCUAGCAGACUACGGCUUGAGUGACUACACCUUUGACAAACUAGAUGCUUUGACGGACUCAUUUGCUGAGAUAGCAGCAUCCUAUAAUCACACAGACAACAUUUUCACAUCCCUCAUUCCCAGAAUGAAUGAGUUCAGCAUUGUUGCACGAAGGUCGUGGCUGGCGACAACCAUUUUUUCCACUCUGACAUCUGUUACUUACACGUUUCAUGUGCUAGUAUGUUACAGGAAACAUUUAAAGAGGUUGUGGAAGGGGCAAAAAACGUUUCUUCCUGAGAAGUUCCACAAACCAAGUCCCGCAGUCAGCGUGGCUGCUAUAACAAGAUAUUCAGGCUGGCAGAUUGCCUUCACUCUGUGGGGGUUUCUGAUAGUUCACUUUGUGCAGUUUCUUUUUGCGUUAAUGUUUGUGUAUGGAGUUGUUCUACCAAUCCAGAAGGGGCAAUUUCUCAGCUGGCUUUCUAGUGUUGGCGUCAUUCUGCUCACAAUUUUCAUAGUUAUAGCCUUGGUGGUUGGGCAGAUUAUUCUGGUCCAAGUGUUUUUCCUGCAGGACAAACUCUCACCUGAAGACAAAGAAAAGCCUCUUGCAAUCAACAACAGAAAAGCGUUCCACUGCUUUAACUACUUUUUCUUCUUCUAUAAUGUGAUUAUGGGGUUGAGCAACUGUAUUUUGCGCCUUUUAAGCAGCUGCAUUGUGGGUACAUGGCUGGUGUCGCGCAUUGAUCGGACCAUCAUGCAGCGCGGCUAUGAGUCCAUGGAUCCAGGAUAUAGCACAUGGAUAGGGAUGAUAUUUGCUGAUCAUUACCACAGCAACCCCGUUAUGGUGUCUUUCUGCCAUCUACUGCUUGGGAGAAUAGUGGAGAAACGAGGACCUGCAGUGCCCUCUUAUGCAACUUUUAGCAAUAACACAGGAUGUUCAGGAGGGGGCAGAGUACGCGUGCGCUGGCUUCUGCUUUACACACUGCUGAGGAACCCUGCACUCAUCCUGAUGAGGAAGAGAAAAACACUGACACAGAACGACAACCAAGACCCACUCCUCUUGGCCCGAACCAUCACCUCACAGGCUCAACAAGCAAAUGAAUUGGUCAACAACAAAACACCCAAAACAGAACCAACACAGUUAGACAUCUGAAAGAACUUUAGCUCUUGAAACUGG